UGCGACAAGAAACCUACGCUGACAGGACAGUGCAAGGAAUACAAACCUAAGUGGUUCUACUCCAGGAGCCUCAAGGAGUGCAUCAUGUUCCACUGGGGCGGCUGCAACCGAACGGAGAAUCUCUUCGAUAGCGGGGACGAGUGCGAGUCCCUGUGCAUGGGUUUGGGCGAGGUUAAAAGCACGAACUAAAUUUGCUCUGCCAAAGUAAUCAAAAUCAAAGGAAAGAUUGAAAAUAACCUACAAUGAAAUUUCAGUUUGUGUUGAUAAUUGUUUCGCUUUUCUUUGUGGCUGGCAUCUGGGCGUACAAUGCGCGCAAUUGCGAUGAUGUGCCCAGUCAAACGGGACCCUGCAAGGCUUCGUUUCAAAUGUGGCGCUUCAUCAAGAAAAGAUUGGAGUGCGAGUCCUUUAUCUACGGAGGAUGCCAGAGCACGCGAAAUAUAUUCGAACUGGAGUCGGACUGCCAAGAGCAGUGCCUGAGCUAAGGUCAAAAUCUAAAUAAACACACUUAAUGCGGCCGUCUAUUGUAUUCCCAAAAUAAAACUUUUCCAGCUGCCGUAAA
Molecule: messenger RNA, 559 nt
Organism: Drosophila takahashii
Lineage: Eukaryota; Metazoa; Arthropoda; Insecta; Diptera; Drosophilidae
Product: trypsin inhibitor
Biological process (GO): transforming growth factor beta receptor signaling pathway
Molecular function (GO): transforming growth factor beta binding; receptor antagonist activity; serine-type endopeptidase inhibitor activity
Source: RefSeq, a predicted model, not a curated record